Molecule: messenger RNA, 1371 nt
Organism: Penicillium canariense
Lineage: Eukaryota; Fungi; Ascomycota; Eurotiomycetes; Eurotiales; Aspergillaceae
Exons: 2
Coding region: 1-1371 (456 amino acids)
Source: RefSeq, a predicted model, not a curated record
AUGCAACCAAACCACUGCGACCUGCUCGGUCAGGUGCGCGAACCCAGAGCCGCAAGUCAACUGAUGCGCGAUGGCCAGCCGCGCGAACAGAAUGGCCGAAGUGGUCAGCCCCGGUUGUCCGGUGCGGCGCCCAUGAGAUCAGAGGACUCUUGGAUCGAAGUAUCAUCUCAGCCAUCAUCCUCAUCUCUGUCAUCGGCCGCAACCAACGACGAUAUCAUCACCACUGGGCUCCAGGUGGAACAUCGCGAGGCAGGCAUGUAUCAGCACCGAAGUCGCCGACGGCGCAUGCAGCAUUUGGCUGCCGUGGCCACCGCCCAAGUGGACUACUCGUCGCGGGAGGCCAGUCUGGCGAGCAGCAGCCAGGAGGAAUAUGAGGAGAGCGAAAGCGAAUCAGAUCCGCCCAUGAGUAGCUCCAACGAGGAUAUCAACCGCCCUGUCCGACCUACAUCGCUACCUGUGCCCCUCGCAUCCCCCUCUGAUGAAGCCGACAGCGAUGAUGGAGAUGAUACAUCUACUGCCUUGGGAAUGGGUAUCAGCCCAUCGCCAUUUGUCCCUCAACCCAACGUUUUCUCCCAUCCACCCAACACAACAGAUCCCUCCUGGACUCGACCUUCGGAGUCCCGCCGCUCUCAGCCCAGCGUCUUGUCGAACUCAAGCCGGCGCACUGAGAUCCGGCGAGAUUCUUACCCCAGCACACGAGCAUCUCGCAGAUCCCAACAGUCCCAGCACAGCCCUUACAAUAUGAUCUCGCCCUCCCAUCACGCCGACCACGAUGCCGCUCUUCGUGCCAGUCUCUCCACCCUCCUGUCCUGUGCAGCCGCUGCCCGAGGGCUACCCAAGACAGACUCCCCACACCUGCAAUCCAGCCCCUCAGGCGCAGCCCCACCAGCCUCAUUCCGGCUUGUCGGCGAAUCCGUCGCCAUGGGCGAAGAGAGCGGCGAAGAGCGUUCCUCCCCAACCCGGUGUACAGAAACCAGCCCCUCAGUGGGUCCCGCCCGCCGCAGACCCCUCGUGGUGCCACACGGCCCGUCCACGUCAAAAGCAAAACGCCGCUCCGCCUCUCCCAAAGACCGCAGCGCCGCUACCAAGAAGACUCGCCGCGCAAGUCUGUCCGACUCGACGGCCCCCAUCAGCCCCACGAUCAUGACGUGGGUUAUCAGCGCGGGUGUCGUGGUCCUCUUUUCGGCUAUCAGCUUCUCCGCUGGAUACAUGCUCGGCCGAGAAGUUGGGCGGGCUGAGAUGGGCGUGAUGGGGGAUGGCGGCGUCCCGGGUGCGCGGUCAUCGGCGGCCUGUGGGCAAGAAGCUGUCCGUGGCAGUCUCAAGAGACUGCGUUGGGGCACUGCCGCUGCUGGAUCGGCCAGCUUGGCUUGA